This is a messenger RNA of Dibothriocephalus latus, 216 nucleotides long. NCBI's taxonomy places the organism in Eukaryota, Metazoa, Platyhelminthes, Cestoda, Diphyllobothriidea, Diphyllobothriidae. The record is from the annotation of a GenBank genome assembly.
GUUGUUGCACCCGUGCGUGAGACAGCUGCUCAGGUUCUUGGCGUCCUGGCAAGUCAUCUGAACAUGGAACAAGUGAAGGAGGUUGUUCGUCACCUUCUCGGUAUGAUGUCGAUGCACGCGGCUGACGGAAGUGCCUGCUUCUUCUCCAAGACCAGCUGGAUGGCCGUCCACAGUGGCCUCUUGGGUCUCAAAUACCUCUUGGCUUCGCGCCCGUGA